AAUAAUUAAAAAAUGUUUUUCGAAUGCUCCGCUUCUGAAAUCCAAUUUAAAUAGCAGCGUUAAUUUAAAAAGUGUAUUGUUCUACUGAGACGUGAAUCACGAAGUCGAAUUUGAAAAUUUCGGCUUUGUUUACAUAUAAUUAAAUGCCAUAACUAACCUAACAUGACUAUCAUUGAUUAACAGAUUUUUUCUAAUUACAUCUUUAAGAAGAUAUAAUGAAGGAUUAUUGUCACAUGAAAUGUUGCACAUAUUUUUUAAUAAUGUCCAUGAUUUUUAGUAAUUGAAUACUAAUAUGGGAGGCUCAGUUAGCCAGGUAUUCCAAUCAGGCAGUGCUUUAUUGUCGAAUGGUCAUGGACAUAAGGUCUCCGACUCAACUAGACAAAAAGUGCAGACCAUAUUUGAUGCCUUGCGUGCCAACCCUAAGAUAGGUGUUCAAAGACUAGAAGGACUUUUACAACAGAUACCGAAAAAUGAAAAUAUUUUGGCCAUACAUGAUGAAACUGGAUACAACUUGCUACAGAAAUGUGUGGGUGCUAAUAACGUCGAACUUGUCAGAUGGCUGCUCGCCAGACACACUGCCGCUGAUGUAAAUCGAUUCCCUUGUAGUCUUCCACUUCACAUUGCAUGUUUAAAGGGACACGACGAAUGUGUGGAAUUAUUGUUAAAGCAUGGAGCCAAAUCGGAUGUUGAGGCCAGGAUGUGUUGGCCUGGACCUCACAGUAGUAACUGCGAGGAACGAGGAAAAUACUCAUCGACAAUUCAGCAAGAGGAAAAUUGCAUGGAUCGUGAAAGUAGGGAUCGACCUCCUGGCAAAUUGCAAUCAGCUAUUUAUUACGCAUUAGAUGGUGAUCAGGUAAACAUUUUAACUCUACUGUCGCAAAGAGGUGAAGAUCCUUGGAACGGAAUAUUUCGAGCCAGGAAGCCGUUACUUCACGCAGCCUGUGAAAGGGGAGCUUGGAGAUGUACACAGUCACUAGUCACUGAGAGGACUGACGAAAUUCAUAUUUUGAAGGAUGAAUAUUAUCCUAUUCACUACGCCGUGCUACACGAUGUGAAAUUUCUCGAAUUACUUAUCACAGCUGGUGCUGACACAACCGUUAGAACCUGCACACAACAAAUGACUCUACUUCAUGUCGUACUUUUGGUUGCUCAUAAAUCCGCCGAGGACACAAUAGCCACCAUCCGACUGUUGCUGGACAACGGUUGCAAGGAACUAAUCAACACUCCAGACAGUCUGGGUAACACGCCAUUGCACGCCCUUAUCGUACGAUACGCCCUGGAGGAGGCUCAGUACGGCUACGAUAAAUGGAAUAAAUGGGAUGUGUUGCACUUGGUGCGGUAUCUAAUACAAUUUGGAGCCAGACAGUCGAUCAACCAUGUCGGAAAUUCGGCAGUAGCCUGUGUCCUAAGGCAUAUUCGUGAUUGGGAUGUGUGCUAUGAGUUAUUGAAUAUGUUGCUGCAUGAAGGAGGGGAUCCAAAUAUGGUCGGACGGGAUGGGUCGGUACCUCUAAUGGUUUGCCUAGUGCCAUUGAUAAAUAAAGAUCCAUUACAUCAUUUUACGCAUAGUAUGAAGGUAUGUUACUUAAAUUGCAUCAGAAUUCUGCUGAAAGGCGGCGCAAAUCCAAACUGCAGCUACCGCGCUAACUUGACUCCGCUUCACGUGCUCGUGUUUACCGUUUCCGAAAACAUUACGCUAAACAUUGACAGUCAGAAGGAAGUUAAUUUCGAAUUUAUAAAGAAUUUAUUAAUUCUCUUGCUGAUGCACGGAUUGGACCCUAAUGUCAGAAUAAGUACCCGCACUCAACACAUCCUCCAGUCGUGCAUGGACAUGAUACAGAACGUCAGGGACUGUAAGGACAUUCAUUAUGUACACGACUUAACGCUUACGCUCAUUCAAUACGGCGCCAAUCCCGAUCUUAGUCUGAAUAUGUUGGAAGCAAUAAAGAAUCAUCCGCUACAUUCGCAGAGCAUAUGGAAAACGAAGAAUUACAUAUUAUAUUAUUACAUAAUGCUGAUCAGUCGUAAGGAAAAUCUUAUUAUGGAUCCAAAAAUGGGAUUUGCAAAGAUUAUCACAUUGUUUUACAUGGUUAUGCAACAUAAGCCACUUUUCGAAUGUCUUAAGAUCCUCUACACCCAACAAUUAAGUCUUGUGCCAGGAAAAAUGACAGAACCACUCACGGUUGUUAUCAGAGAUCUGUACAAAAGGCCCCGGACUCUUAAGCAAAUUUGUCGCGUUAAAAUUCAUAAUUGUUUGAGCAGAAGGCCCGGACUUUAUAUCAAUAAACUCAAUUUACCAACUCAACUCAAAGAUUAUUUAUUGAACUUCGAGCCAUAAAAUUACAACGUUAUUACAGUGAUUUAAUAUUAAAUUUGUUUCCGGUAAAUUAUCUGAGUAUUAUGAAAUCGUUUUUCAAUCAUUUACAUAAAAUAUCUAAUUAUAUUUUAUGACAGAAUAUUUAUUGUUCAGGGAAAUUUAUAUUUUUCAGUUUAUAUAACACAUUUUUGGCUUAUUUGAUCAGUAUAUGAAAAUUUAAAUUUGUUUUUAUAAAAAAAUUUAGGGUAGCAUAUGUUGAUCCUUACAUAUUUUUAAUGAUUGAAUAACAUUUAAAAUUAAAAACUUGGGAGUAAACCUCAAAAACAGAUUCAAACCGAUUUUCCAAUACACACAUAUUACCACAUUUUUAUUUCUUGAUCUACUCAAGAAAUCUUGGUCCUGGUUAUCAGUGUUAGAAUGUUUGAGUUGAGAAGGUAAUAUAUCUUAAUGAAUCUGACUAUAUCUCAUUUUGUAAAAAAAACAAUGUUGUAUUCAAUACAACUGGAUGAUGUCUUAAUACGCUUUUGAGCUGUGUUCGUAUCAAACAGGGUUUUGUUCAGAUUAGAAAGAGGCCUUGCUGAGGACAUUCCGCCAAAUAAAACAUACGUCCACGAAAUAUCUUAAAAAAA
Messenger RNA from Aethina tumida (small hive beetle), 2943 nucleotides. Its product is annotated as ankyrin-1. Bases 293 to 2335 code for a protein of 680 amino acids. Gene Ontology annotation, molecular function: protein binding. The record is from RefSeq and is a predicted model, not a curated record. The transcript is spliced from 10 exons. Lineage: Eukaryota; Metazoa; Arthropoda; Insecta; Coleoptera; Nitidulidae. Gene Ontology annotation, biological process: intracellular signal transduction.